GCCGCUGGGGGGCGCUGCCUGUAGCACCGGCUCCUCCCUCCCGCCAGGCUCCGCCCGGCCGCCCUCCCGGCCGCCGUCUCUGCCGCCCUUCCUUCCUCCCGCCGCCGCCCGUCGCGCACCGCUCCGGGAGCCCAGCGAGGGCCUGCACCGCGGUCCUGCUUGUAGGCAGCUGAUCGCCGCCUCGCCGCGUCCCCGUGCGUGCUCGGCCCAGCCCCAGCCAUGUCCAAGCCACCACCUAAACCGGCCAAACCAGGGCAGGUUAAAGUGUUCAGGGCCCUGUAUACAUUUGAGCCCAGAACGCCAGAUGAACUGUACUUUGAAGAAGGAGAUAUCAUUUACAUCUCAGACAUGAGUGAUACAAAUUGGUGGAAAGGAACUUGCAAAGGGAGAACUGGACUAAUUCCAAGCAACUAUGUGGCAGAGCAAGCUGAGUCUAUUGAUAACCCACUGCAUGAAGCUGCCAAACGUGGCAACCUGAGCUGGUUGAGAGAGUGUUUGGAUAAUCGAGUUGGAGUCAAUGGCUUAGACAAAGCUGGAAACACAGCUUUGUACUGGGCAUGCCAUGGAGGCCACAAAGAUAUAGUGGAUGUUCUGUUUACCCAGGCAAAUCUAGAGUUAAACCAACAGAACAAAUUGGGAGACACAGCUUUGCAUGCUGCUGCAUGGAAAGGUUAUGCAGAUAUUGUAGAGAUGCUGCUGGCAAAGGGGGCAAGAACAGAUCUGAAGAACAAUGAGAAGAAACUGGCUUUAGAUAUGGCAACCAAUGCAGCUUGCGCUUCCCUGCUUAAGAAGAAACAGAGUGCAGGUACAGUCCGAACAUUAAGUAACGCAGAGGAAUACCUCGAUGAUGAAGACUCUGAUUAGCUUUUUUGAUUCAGCUUGAGGAACUAUAACUUGUGUUUCCUAUGUCAUUCCCAAAAUAUAUCUUUACAACUGUAAAAAUGUUUUUCUUAGACUGUUGCAGUCUUCCAAUAUAGUAUAUAAAUGAGAGGAUGAAAUCAUGCUUUCCAGAGGAAUAAUCUUCAUGUGUGCCAGAAGGUGCCACAUUUUAAAUCAGAGUUCCUUUGGAAUAAUUUCACAGGUGAAAUAUGGCAUACCCUUGUUGUUGAACGGACAGAGGACCACCUUCUAAAUUCACAGGUUUCAUCUCAGGCCUUCCCAGCAAGUGCCUUGUGUCUCUUGAAUACACUCCUCAAACUGAAAGGUCCCUCCAGGAUAGCAGGACAUCACUGCUGUAAUUUCCCAAAAUCUCCCUGGAUGUAGGUUCUGUUGUGCGGAUAGUACUGGCAGAGUCAGUACUGGCUGACAGGCAUGAGUAGAGAUGCUGCUGUAGAAAGUGACCAUCUUUUGCCCACACAGAACCAACAAGACAAGGUUUGAGAUAUAUAGAAUUUUUAUAUAUAUAUAUUAUUAUUUCCCCCCUCCCCCAUUCCUUUGUGUACCCCUCUAAGUAAGGGGUAGAAUGACAUGGGAUCAUCUGCCCUGGACGCUUUGUUUUCUCUAUUGCUGUGGGCUCAAUCCCUGAAAUGUAAACUCAGGUGAAAUGCUUGCUGAAGUCAGUUUUGCUUGACAAAUACGCUUAAUGUUGGACUUAACGACUUGAUUAUUUUGCUUUUUGAAGUGCUUUGUGCUGAAACUAUUCUUAGUGAAAGGAAGACAGAAUAUUUUUCUAUUUAUCCUGCAUAUCUUUUUUUUUUACUGAUCUCUUGCUUUUAUUUUUUAAAAGUGUUCUUAUGUUUUUUUCCUACAUUACCUCAAAGCUUAAGUAUAUUUGAAGGAAUGAGGGAAGAUGUAUAUCAAAUAUACCACAGGAAUCUUUAGAAGAGGUAUUUGAAGCUGAAUAAACAUUUUAAAAAUGUGUUGCUUCUUCCUGUGAAUUAAAGAGAACUAAAAAAUAAAUUAGGCCACUUUCAAGCUUCCCUGUAGAGUUAAAAAUAAGUAUUUCCUUCAAAUUGCCAAAUAUUGUGCCAUACUGAGGGAUAUUUCCUUACUGCAAUGGUAAACGUAUGUUACAAGAGUUUGAGAUACAAUCUCAUUUUCCUUUUUUGUUGCUAACUUCCCUAUGAGCAACUGUGACAGAUUGAGUCCAACACAGCAGUCUGCAAUGCUUAAAAAAAAAAAAAAAAAAAAAAAAAAAAGAAAAAAAAAAAAGAAAAAAAGUAAAAAUAAAGCUCUUGUGAAAGAUUGGGGAUAAAUGAAAAGCACUUGUGAAAGAUUGGGGAUAAAUGAAAAUCACACUAAGUCUUUUAGUGGUUAAAAGAAGCCUAGAGCACUCAUAACAUCCCACUUCAAACUAUAUUGAACCAGAUUUUUGUAUUUUUAUUAUUCUGGAAAGAACUAGAUACAAAUAAAGCUUGUUAAAUGAGCACUUACCAAAGAAGGCAGCAUUUGAUUGACCAGAACUGCGUAAGAUGGAGGCAUUGCACAAAUAGUAGUCUGCAGAUAUGAUUCUAAACUGUUUAAGUGUUACAAGCAUAGGACGAAUGUUUUAACCCUGUGAAAUACUGUGGUCAACUGAACGGUAAUGUUUUAUUUUGUGUGAACUUGAAGAUCCUAGAGAGGAAGAAAUAAAAACCAAAGACACCGAGUUUUUCUCUCUAACUUUCAUUGGAACCAUGGUUGAACAUGACCUGUAAUAGACAGAGACUGUCCUGCUUCACAUUUUAUGGACAGCUGUUUUCACUAGCUUAGACUCAAACUUCUGCCACAGUCAAGACACAUGGUGCAUGCUGUUGAUUAACAUGAUGCAAUUUCACAGUGCAAGCAAAAAAAAGUGUUACACAUCUUUUUCCUGCAUGAAUGAAGGUCACAAGGUCAAAAUUCUUCAUUGUCAUGGAGAGAGUGACAUUUUCCAAGUCACUGUUUUCUCUAUCAAGCUCUGGAGACAGAGUUUGUAUUCGUAAGGAAGUCUUAACAUGAUGCCUUCUGCUGCCAUGGGAUCAGUCAUUCUUCAAAUUAAUUGCAGCAUUUGAUUUAAAAAUUUAAUGUUAUAGCGAGGUCUGUGGAAUUAGCUGCUGCCAGAAGACUCUGUGUUCUUCUGCAGACAGAUGUAGGUGCUGCAAGGGCAUAAUGGUGACAAGAGCAAAAGCUGGGCUCAGAGUUUGCCUGUGAAGUCCUCAUUGGAGUGUCCUGGAGGAGGCACAUAACAUCAGAAGGCAGAUAACAAGUGCUAUAAUUUGUUUUUAGGACCAAAAUUACUGCUGCUUUUUUCUUCUGUUCACGACUUUGUUUUUCCUCAUGCAACUGUCUACUUAUCUUGUGAAAUACAAAUCACUGUGCAAACUUCCAGGCAAUAAAUUACUUU
Molecule: messenger RNA, 3304 nt
Organism: Columba livia (rock pigeon)
Lineage: Eukaryota; Metazoa; Chordata; Aves; Columbiformes; Columbidae
Gene: OSTF1
Product: osteoclast stimulating factor 1
Exons: 10
Coding region: 220-864 (214 amino acids)
Biological process (GO): signal transduction
Molecular function (GO): protein binding
Source: RefSeq, a predicted model, not a curated record